Messenger RNA from Biomphalaria glabrata, 4520 nucleotides. Its product is annotated as collagen alpha-6(VI) chain-like. Bases 83 to 2113 code for a protein of 676 amino acids. The transcript is spliced from 6 exons. The record is from RefSeq and is a predicted model, not a curated record. Lineage: Eukaryota; Metazoa; Mollusca; Gastropoda; Planorbidae.
GCUUUUCUAAAGUAUUUUCUUUUUAUUUUGCUAGAUUUAUUGUCAACUCAAAAAUGACAGACAAUAAUAAUAUAGAUUAUAAAUGAAACAAAAAUGUGUUUCACAACUGACACCUUCCUACAGAUACAUUUAUUGUGCAAGGACUACUGUAUUAAAGUGCUAUUUCAAACAAGGAAAUUUGUAUACAGCUAUUAUCAAAUUCAGUUCUAUUAAAAUGAAAUACAUCAGCAUUAUACAGAUCGCACUGUUGGUGCUUGCUGCCCACCUUGCUGCGUCUAACCCACUGAUCAAACCUUGUGGUAAACCCGCGGACGUUGUUUUCGUCAUUGACACCUCCACCUCCAUCCGAGAAGAUGAUUUCAAACUCCUCCUGCUGCCCUUCAUCCAGAACGUGGUCUCUCACUUCGACAUCGGCAUGGGCCAAAACCAGACCAGGGUCGGCGCCGUGACCUACAGCACCAGCAUCCGGCUCGAGUUUGACCUGAAGACGCACGACAGCCCUGACAAGCUGCGCAGCGCCAUCGCCGACAUCAUGUACCGCAACGGCGACACCUAUACGGACAGAGCCCUGAAAUAUGUCAGCGACAACAUGUUUAACAGCGAGAACGGGGGCAGGGAGGGUGUAACCCAUGUCAUCAUUGUCCUAACUGACGGCCGGUCGACCAGCCACCACCGCACGGUAAAGGAGGCGGCUGUGGCCAGAGAAAAGGGAGCCGCCAUUUUCGCUAUCGGCGUGGGGGAUGCGGAUGACAAGGAACUGGCUCAAAUUGCCAGCGAGCCGGCGUCGCAAUUCAAGUUCAAGGUCAAUGACUUCGCUGCCUUGGACAGCAUCAAAGUUGAACUGGCCUUGAAGACUUGUGAAGUGUUUCUACCAACUGUCGCCACCACUCCAACCACAGCAACUACAACACAAGCAUCACCAAAAGAAGAAUGUGGAGGAAAGCCAGGCGAUAUUUUCUUCAUCUUGGAUUCAUCCAGCAGUAUCUGGGAGCAAGACUUCAGCAGGAGGAUGGUGGGCUUUGUCAGGGACGUCGUGUCCAACUUCGACAUCAGCCCGCAGUUGACCAGGGUCGGCGUCAUGACCUUCAGCGACUCCCCAAAGCUGAUCAUCAACCUGGACUCGUAUGACAAUAAGAGGGAGCUCUUGAACGCCAUCACACCCUCCGUGGUCAAGUACACCCUAGGCGGGACCAACACUGCCAGGGCACUGAGAGACGUGAGGAAGUUUGGAUUCGGCCCCGCCCAGCGGGACGGCGCUAUCAAGAUCGCCGUGGUCAUCACAGACGGUCAUUCUUGGAAUGAAAAGGAGACUCAGAAGCAAGCGAACUUGUUGAGGAAAAGUGAUGUCAUUGUUUUCGCCAUUGGCGUUGGGAAGAGUGCCAAAUAUGACGAGCUGGAGACCAUCGCUAGCUCCCCAAGAGAAGAGUUCGUCUUUUCUAUGGACGAUUUCUCGGCCUUGUCCAGACUUAGAGAUCUUUUGGCAAUCAAAGCUUGUGGCUAUCAACAUGAUCAGAAAGAGCAACCUGUUUGUGGAAGUGGGGCCAUUGAAAUGACAUUUGCUUUUGAUGCCAACACAAUGACCAUUCAAGACAAGUACCGAAUUUUCGAUCAAAUAAAGACUGUGACAGAGAGACUAGAGUACGUUGGCGGGAAUAUCCAAUUCGGAGUCACUUCCGGGAAAUGCGCGGAGAGCAUUGAUAUCCCAAUGUCCCCUCGCGAAGACAUCAUCAAGAAGCUGCAACAGAUCAAGAAGAAGAUCAAGCCAACUAUGCACAAGAUUGUCAAACAAUGGAAAGUCAAAAACGUGAACCUACAGACAGAGUCGUCUGCCAGUGAACUCGAGAACGUCCUGUCUGAGAACCCAGCCCAUCCGAGAAAAGCGCUCGUGCUUCUGCUGAACCACCACCACACCCCAGAGUUUGACGACCUGGUCGAGGAGGUUCAGGAUUUGAACAAGAAAGGUGUGGAUGUUUUCGUUUUACUCGACAAGACAGUCCCCUCCAGCUAUGUGGAUAGUUGGCAGGCGUUGCUAGGGAAGCGAAGAGUCCUAAGCCACAUAGAUCCAGAGCAAGACUACUCAGGCUACAUCAUGGAGCUCUUGUGUGCCUUAUAGUCAUUAGACAAAGCUUAGGACCGUUUUGAUAUAAACUCUUUGUUAUUUUAUCGAUAAGCUAGUCAAUGAAUAAUAGUCACCUGUCAAUGACCACAAUAUUAUUCGACGUCUUACUAGUCUCCUGCCAAUGGCUACAAUAUUAAUCGCCUUACAAAGAAUACAAUGUUAGUCGCCUGUCUAUGACUAGUCGCCUGUCUAUGACUACAAUAUUAGUCGCCUGUCUAUGACUACAGCAGUGGUCUUUGCUAAAGUAGACCAACACAGACAUAAAACCAAUGGUCGCAACUUCUCCACCAAGUUGGUCAACCACUCGAAGCUUUCUUGGUCAGCAUUAUGACAAAACUUGACCUUAUCUCAGACACGGGAAAACUGAAACAGACGCAGACACAGCCAAGACACAACGAAGACACAAGGUACAAUCUCUAUAGCCCUUUUUUUUUUUUUUGUUUUGCAUCUCAUUGUCAAUGAAAUUUGACUAGCAACUUUUGAAGGAGGGCCGGGGGGGGGGGGGAGUUCUGGUAUUUUAUCACACUAUGAGUACUAUUUGUUUGUUAAAGUUACAACUCUGUUACUCCAGUAUUUGAGUAUUCUGCUGUUAGCUUAGCUUACAAAGCAUGCCUGUGAAUAUUAUUGUAACAUGCUAACCUAUGGUGCAUAUCUUUUAAAAUACGAGUCACUUUGAAACUGGUUCAGUGGACAUUGCGAGGUAGGAACCUUCUUCUAACUUAACAUUUGAGCUUUAAAAAAUUUCUUAAGAUGGAGUUCGAGAAAGUCCCUUGAGACUGAAACAAAUAACUUGUUUGAAUAAGUCUAAUUUGACAGUGGGUAAAUAUUAAACCUCCUCCAUUGAGAUGUCUGUUGAUACGAAUGGGUUUCUGACACUGUCGAGACUUGAACAAAAGUAAGUUCAGAUGUAUUUCCAAUACUCAAAGUAUUAUUGUCUUAUAUUAUUAUUAUUAUUGUAAAUAUUGUCUUAUAUUAUUAUUAUUAUUGUAAAUUGUAAACUUUUUAAAUGUGCACACUUUUCCUAUACUGUAAACGUGUAGCGAUCUAUUCAUUGUGUUUGUGCCAUAGAAAAAGUAGAAUGGAUGAUUAAAGAAAAAUUACACAUGGAGUUAAUUCAUGAGAACAUGGACUGAGUUUAUUGUGUGUGUUUAAUUGUUUUCUUUAUUUAUAAAUGUACUAUUGAUCAUUCUUUUUUUUUUUUUUUUUGUUCAUUGUAAAAAAAAAAAUGUACAAAUGUAAAUAAUACUGUACUAUAAACGUGUAAAUAGCUGAACCGGUAUUUGUACUCCCGUAUACUGUACACUGGCCAUAUGAGAUUAUGAAGUAAAACAGAUUUUUUGCUGUGAUAUAUAGGUACGUGAGACAUACGACAUCUUCUUAAAUGGAAGAUACACAUUGAAAAAAAAACAUAUCAAUAUUAUAUAAGCUUGUACCUGUCAGUAUAUUUGUUGUUUAUGGUGCCAUUCCUGUCGCGCAUUUAUAGUUGAAAGAGAGUUUGAGUUUGGAAAAUUUCAUAUCAUGGUGACCUGUAUGAUUGUAUGUAUGAAGAAUACACAAACCCUUGGUUUUUUGUUUUCUAAAUGAUAGUAUUUUAUAAUAUUAGAAUUUAUUUUAAAGUAUCUAUACAACAAUGCAUUUUUUAGUUUCUAGUAAACUUAUAUGACAUGUUCUGUAAAAAGUUAUAGGGAUUCGAAGUUAGCAGCAAUCUCAGCAGAAGUAGAGCAGAGUGAUUUGCCCCUGAAUUUAAUCUAUACAUGAUAAUGAUAGGCCUAUAACAAACAAACCGGUCAAUGCAAAAGGCUGCCAAAAGGUAUCAUGGUUUCACGUUCUUUAAAUGAGCGUUUAUGUAUUAAUGCUUCAUUAGUUCCAUUCCACAGUAUUGUCUAUUUUCUUGAUUUAGAGAAGAACAAGAAAAAAAAAAAACCUUCGUAAAUAGAAUAUUAUUUCCCUUUAAUUUUUCUUUCUUUGUCUUCUUUAGAAAAAUUUUCAAAUAUUCUCAAAUAUUUUUUUAUUUAUUUUUUAUCUAAUGAUAUGUAUCUAUAAUUAAUUUAUUUAAUAAAUUCGUUUUUUUUUAGUCGUAUACACACACUAUACACUCAGUAGAAUGUGACAUAGUUAACCUUUACAAAGAAAUAGAUAUGUAUAAUUUCAAGGAAAACCAAAUACUGACGGGAAACUUACAAUGUCGGAUUGAGAGUAUCUGCUGUACAUGAGUGCCUCUAUUACAUUGCAAAAUGUCUACAAUCUAUUGACUCAGUAUUAUAUCAAAUACUUUUUUACUUUGCUCGUUGUUUUGUUUCGUAGCUCGACUGGAGACGCCCACUGGUGGGUUGAUAUUUUUAUAUGAAUGUAAAUGUUGAACAUAUCUUGAAAAUUUAAUAAAGUUGUUAAUAUAAGAUGA